UGAGGACCGGGCAGGUGGCAUCGGAGGCUGCAGGACACCUCAUCUGCCCCGAGGAUCCCAGGGAGCCUCAGCCCCCACGAAGAUGACUCGGAGACAGGUCCUCCUCCUGUCCUGCCUCUCAGCCCUGGUGCUCCUUUCCAUGCUGCGGGAGGGGAGCAGCGCGUCUGUGGGCAGCAGGCAGACGGCAGGAGAAGCAGCCCAGGAAGGUGUGAGACAGAAGAUUUUCAUGCAGGAAUCGGAUGCCUCGAAUUUCCUCAAGGGGCGUGGCAAGCGUUCCCCCAGAUCACGCUAUGAGGCCAACGCGGAAAACAGGCAGAAGCUGCAGGCCGACGAGCUGCGGAGAGAAUAUUAUGAGGAGCAGAGGAACGAAUUUGAGAAUUUCGUGGAAGAACAAAAAGAUGAGCAGGAAGAGAGGAGCCGGGAGGCCGUGGAGCAGUGGCGACAGUGGCACUAUGACGGGCUGUUCCCUUCCUAUCUGUACAACCGUUACCACGUCUGACUCCUCCUGAGGCCACUGGAACAAUGAGUAUGAAGCAGCCCCAGCCACCCGGGGCCACCGCAUCCCUUGGAGGGUCCCGGUGUGGAGUCGGCCACACUCCACAGUCUUGGUUAAUCCACACCUUUCAGUCCCACGCCUUCCCAGGCCCUGGCUUCAGCUUCCAUGUGUGUGGAUCAUUUCCUGAGUGAGCAGCUGCCCGUGGCUCCUCUCAGACCAAAGCCACAGUGCUGCCCCCUGCCUGGGCCCUGGAUCCUGGAGUAGACGCCUGUCUGACAGGCAGGCCACAGAAUCAGCAUAGGGAGCAGUGAUUCCAAUGUCUACUCAGUACAAUAAAGAUGCUGAACCAAUCA
This is a messenger RNA of Heterocephalus glaber (naked mole-rat), 849 nucleotides long. RefSeq names its product upper zone of growth plate and cartilage matrix associated (gene Ucma). Gene Ontology annotation, biological process: embryonic skeletal system development; regulation of osteoblast differentiation. Gene Ontology annotation, cellular component: extracellular matrix. The record is from RefSeq and is a predicted model, not a curated record. NCBI's taxonomy places the organism in Eukaryota, Metazoa, Chordata, Mammalia, Rodentia, Bathyergidae.